AUGAUGGAAAACGGGACAGAGGGGAAAAACUUCUACAUCCCCAUGAACAACAGGACGGGGCUUGUUAGGAGUCCUUUCGAAUACCCACAGUACUACCUGGGGGACUCAUGGAUGUUCAAGAUGCUCGCCUUCUACAUGUUCUGCCUCAUCUGCACUGGAUUCCCCAUCAACUUCCUGACCCUGAUGGUCACAGCUCAGAACAAGAAGCUCCGGCAACCACUUAACUUCAUCCUGGUCAACUUGGCUGUGGCUGGACUCAUCAUGGUCUGCUUUGGCUUCACCAUCACCUUCAUCACCGCUAUUAAUGGCUACUUCAUUUUUGGACCAACGGGUUGUGCCGUUGAGGGAUUCAUGGCUACUCUUGGAGGUAUGACAAAAGAAGUUUGUAACAAAGUGACUUAAUUAUCCUCUUUAAGACUCCCUGAAAAUGCAACAGUUAAGACUAUUCCUACUGUCAUAACCAGAUGUUUGCUUUUUUAUCUUAAAGGUCAGGUCGCUCUCUGGUCUUUGGUGGUCUUGGCUGUUGAGAGAUACAUCGUUGUCUGCAAACCCAUGGGAAGCUUCAAGUUCAGUGGAACCCAUGCAGGAGUUGGAGUUGUCUUCACCUGGAUCAUGGCCAUGGCUUGUGCUGCCCCCCCACUGGCUGGCUGGUCCAGGUAAUUCAAACAUCGGACAUCUGUUUCCUAUAGAUUAUGUUAAUUCUCAUGAAAAGUUGCAUUUUAGUUUGAGUUAAAAAGUUAUAUUGAUUGAAAUACCUCAACUUUAUGUCAAGCCCAUCCAAAUCGAGCCCAUCCUCCAUUCAUCUUCUCCCAGACUAUCUCCUGACCUAACAGGUGCAGGAGGGCUGGAUUUGCUGUUCUUGGCAGAUGUUGGAUAAACAGAUUGAUUCAGCCUCUCUCUUCCCUUUAGUCUGUAAAGAGCGGUUUCAAAGCUGUAAAUGUCUUUUAUUCAGGCUAAAAUGGAUGAUGGAGGUCAGGCAACGUAGCCACCAAUGAUAGACUUUUACUGUGCAAUAUGCUAAUAUGCUAUCAUUGUUUCCUCUCCCUUACAGAAUAAUGGAAUAACCACUAUAUCUCUGAAAAAUAGCUAAAUGAAUGAAAGCAUAUGCAAAUAUUGUUGCCACAGUGCCAAGCAGCCAUUUGCAAAGUAGUCCAAUGACUCAGCAAAGUUUGGUAUGGGCAUACUGUUGCAACACUCAAAGCUUUAGCUAUAUAUUAUUAGAGUAAUUUGUAUAUAUUAUAAGAAGAGGUAAAGAUAGGUAAAACCAAUGGGCUUCUUUCUCUGGUCACUUGGUGCAUUUUCCUGUCUCUGCAUCAGUGACUAAACUGGAUUUGUCAGAAAGAGAUACUCUGUUGUAACUUUUUGUUCACUAACUUGGGUCCAUUUAGAAAUACUAAAAGCAGUAUUUAAAGACAUAAGUGUAUAUGUACAUGUUGUACUUAAAUGGGGGUAGAUAUUUCCAUUUAUAGAGACCACAUUCAUGAGUCAAAGUGUGGCAGUGAAAGUGAACCUGUAGAUUCAGGUUGGAAUUAUGGUGAAUACAGCUAAAGCUUUCACCCAAAUUUCUGCUGUCAUUUUAAGAUUUCAGUUGCAGCCCAGCAGUCAGAUACAAACAGCUACAUACAUGGUCAAAAUGCUGCUUAAUUUAUACUUUGGCAAAUGCUAAAAAAGCAGGUUGCAUGUACAGUAUAUCUGAAGACUGGAAUUUGUAAAAUAGAAAUAUAUAGAAAAGAAAAAGUUGCAGACAUGCUCUUCAUAAAAAUGUACUUGACAAAUAGUGAAACGUUCCUUUUUCCACAUUGACACUUUUAAAAAAAACUUGAUGUGAAUUUAUGUUAAUGUGCAAGACAAAACUCUGCAACUGCUGUCUUUUUUUGUACAGUACUGAAAUUUUCCUGCUUCUCUUCUCUCACAGGUACAUCCCUGAGGGCCUGCAGUGCUCCUGUGGACCUGACUACUACACCCUGGCUCCAGGCUUCAACAAUGAAUCAUACGUCAUGUACAUGUUCAUCUGCCACUUCAUGGUCCCAGUUGGUACAAUCUUCUUCACCUAUGGAAGCCUGGUGCUGACUGUCAAAGCUGUAAGUCUUAUUCUUGACUGUGCCACAUUUCAAACAAUACACUGUACUGCAUAUUGUUACCAUUAACAGUACUGAUUUAUGUCAGCGGGAUAUAUUAUAUUACUUUGAUUCAAUAGAUUUGAAGAACACUUAAACGUUAUUUUCAUUUCUCAUUGAGUAAAUAUCGUCAUAAUCAUCUUAAUUAUGAAACUUUCCAUUGAUUUGUAUUCUUGUCACAACCAGCAAUUCUUUUUCUUUUUGAUUACUGGUGUUAAAUCCAAACAGUGUGCUAUUCAUAAGGCCGCUGGUUAGGUAUUUCCUUUUCCAAUUAUGAAGAAUCAAAUUAGUGUUUUUUUAUGUGACUAUUUAAUACAUGACACUAGUAUUUUGAAUUUAAUACACCAGUGUGGAACUUUUGGUUUGUGUUGAUUUUGGUGCCCCCUGUGUAUAAAUCAAUAUAGAAUUGGUGUCUCCUGACAAAAAAAUCUACUCUUGAAUGAGUCAAUAGCACCAUUUAUCAAGUAUUUUGCAAAACAAAUGAAAGUGUCUUUGUUAUUUUGAAUGUCUGACAUCAGCAGUGUUAGGGUUCAUGACUUGGUCCGACACCUACCCCUCACCAGCAGUAAAAAUAAUUAUACAGAAAAAGUUUCUCCCCUUUUUUGAUGAACUUGUUUGCGUCCUAAGUUCACCAAGAGACAUUUCAGACCUUUCAAAACCAGCUAGAAAAUCCUCACAGAAACUUUAAGAUAUUUUUGGACAAGACAGCACAGGAAGGCUUUUGUGAUGUGACGGAUUUGUGAUGCACAGAGUACUUGUCUGUCUUGCUAACCUCCUCUCAUCUCUUCUUUUUCAACACACUCCAGGCUGCAGCUCAGCAGCAGGAGUCAGAAUCCACACAGAAAGCUGAGAGGGAGGUCACCAGAAUGUGCGUCCUGAUGGUCCUUGGCUUCUUGGUAGCUUGGACUCCAUAUGCUAGCUAUGCUGCAUGGAUCUUCUUCAACAGGGGAGCUGCUUUCUCAGCCGUAUCCAUGGCUGUCCCUGCCUUCUUCUCCAAGUCCUCAGCAAUCUUCAACCCCAUCAUCUAUGUGCUGAUGAACAAACAGGUCAGUUGGGUACCACACAUAGAGACAUGGCACAUGGCAGCUGUUUUCUUAAGGGGCUUAUAACUGUGUUAAAACCUAGACAGGCUAUUUACAAAGUCAGAGUGUAAUGCUAAUAGCUGAUAAAAACCUCUCUUUCUUAUCCCUUCAGUUCCGUAACUGCAUGCUUAGCACCAUUGGCAUGGGUGGCGCUGUGGAUGAUGAAACCUCAGUAUCUUCCAGCAAGACAGAAGUCUCCUCUGUAUCUCAAGGUUAA
Xyrichtys novacula (pearly razorfish) is the source of this 3416-nucleotide messenger RNA. The record is from the annotation of a GenBank genome assembly. NCBI's taxonomy places the organism in Eukaryota, Metazoa, Chordata, Actinopteri, Labriformes, Labridae.